AUGAAACCGUCGACCUUUUUGGGUGGCAUUGAACCGUUAAAAGCAGAAACAUGGUUGCUUGAAAUUGAGAAAUUGUUUAAAGUAUUCCCUUGCUUUGAAAUUCAGAAAGUCCUUCUGGCCACCUAUACUUUGAAAGAUAAAACCCGGAGGUGGUGGUUACUAAUCCGAAACAAUAAUGGGAAUAUGAUGUGGGCACAAUUUAUUUCGAUCUUCUAUGAUAAGUACUUCCCUCAAUGUUUUCGAGAUCAGAAAAUUUCUGAAUUCCAAGAACUUAAACAAGGCAGGAUGUCCGUGGCUGAACAUGAGACCAAAUUUACUGAGUUGGCUCGAUUUGCUCCACAUAUGGUGGAUACUGAUUACAAGAAGGCAUGGAAAUUUGAAGGCGGACUGGAUCUGGAAGUGUUUGACCGAAUAGGCGUCUUGAAAUCGCCUACUUAUGUGGAAGUUUUAGAUAGAGCGAUAAUGGCAGAAGCCACAAUAGUAGCAAUGAAACAAGCUAAGGCACCAACAACAGAAGGGAGAAGCAAAAGAUUUGGGUCUAAUUUUCGGAAGGGUUGUUUCUUCUUCACAAACAAAAAGCAAAAUACUAGAUCUUCAAGCAGCUCAAGCCAAAGUAGUGGGUCUAUACCAAUCUGUUUAGAAUGUGGAAGGAAACAUAAAGGCAUGUGCCAUCGUGCAUCGGGUGCGUGUUUUCACUGUGGCAAAACCGGUCACAUAAUUAAGGACUGUCUAAUGAGGUUUGACAAUGCAAAUCAUCCAACAGCAAGUUCAGUCAGAUCUACUCCUGUAACGAGGCCCAAUGCAAGAACUAAUGUCAAGAAUAACAUCGGAAAUGAAACACUAAGGUAA
Molecule: messenger RNA, 849 nt
Organism: Camellia sinensis
Lineage: Eukaryota; Viridiplantae; Streptophyta; Magnoliopsida; Ericales; Theaceae
Source: RefSeq, a predicted model, not a curated record